GACUUUCAACUAAGGGGGCUUUUGAGUCCUUGUGCCACCCCCUCCCCCUUUAGCUUUCCCCCCCUACUCUCUCCUUCUACAGCCACUUGGAGAUAUCCAUCCCACACCCCACCACCGCCAGCCAGCACCUCUCCUCCUCCUCCUCCUCCCCCCCCCCCACAUCCAGGGGGAGAGAGGGAGAGAGAGAAGGAGAGGGAGGAAGACAGGAAGAGAGAGAGAGAGAGAAGUAAAGGGGCAAAAUCUGGAAGCCACUGAAAGCCGAGUGAAAACAGGGGAGCCCCUUCCAAAAAGCAAGAAGAGCUGAGAACGAGCCAGGAAGGACAACGGAAUCACCUGCAGCUGCUCAGAUGAGAAGCACCGAAAGCCGUGGAGUUUGAGCCGAAGGCAGCCGGGGAGCCACCUGCAACCCCCUCCUCCCUUCCUCCCUUCCCCCUCUUUCCCCACCCCCCAGGCCUCACCUCUCCUACUCUCCCUCUCCCAAUUUCCCCAUCUUUUGGGACAGAGCAGAGCCCCCCCUUCCUCGGCUCCGGCCAGCCCAUCCCAGCCAGCCCCCUAACUUAGCCUACACUCACACCUCCUCCCUCCAGUCCUUUCCUCCCCCCAGCCACCACUCCCUCCCCACCACCGCCACCGCCGCGGCCGCCGCGGCCGCCACUAAACUCCGAGAAGGUAUGACCCUCUCCGGCGGCGGCAGCGCCAGCGACAUGUCCGGCCAGACGGUGCUGACGGCCGAGGACGUGGACAUCGAUGUAGUGGGCGAAGGGGACGAGGGGCUGGAGGAGAAGGACAGCGACGGCUGUGGCUGCGAAAGCCCAGCGGGGCCGCCCCCGGAGCUGCGCCUGGACGAGGCGGACGAGCAACAGCCGCAGCAGCCGCAGCUCCAGCAGCAGCAGCAGCAGCAGCAGCAGCAGCCCCUGUGCCUCCCCAAGGAGGCGGCCCCGGCGGCGGGGGGAGACCCCAGCGGCGGCAGUCCGGCCGAGGCGGACGGCAAAGGCGGAGGGGGAGGAGGCGCAGGCGGAGGAGGAGGGGACGAGAGCGGUGGCGGCUGCAGCGGCGGCGGGGGCAGCGGGACGGCGGGCGGCCUGGCCCCAAGCAAACCCAAGAACAGCCUGGUAAAGCCGCCCUACUCUUACAUCGCGCUCAUCACCAUGGCCAUCCUGCAGAGCCCGCAGAAGAAGCUGACCCUGAGCGGCAUCUGCGAGUUCAUCAGCAACCGCUUCCCCUACUACCGGGAGAAGUUCCCCGCCUGGCAGAACAGCAUCCGCCACAACCUCUCGCUCAACGACUGCUUCGUCAAGAUCCCCCGGGAGCCCGGCAACCCCGGCAAGGGCAACUACUGGACGCUGGACCCACAGUCCGAGGACAUGUUCGACAACGGCAGCUUCCUGCGGCGGCGGAAGCGCUUCAAGCGGCACCAGCAGGAGCACUUGCGCGAGCAGACGGCGCUCAUGAUGCAGAGCUUCGGCGCCUACAGCCUGGCCGCCGCUGCCGGCCCCUACGGCCGCCCCUACGGGCUGCCCCCGGCCAGCGCCUACCCGCACCCGGCGGCCGCGGCGGCGGCCGCGGCGGCUGCAGCGCUGCAGUACCCCUACAUCCCGCCCGUGGGGCCCAUGCUGCCGCCCGCCGUGCCACUGCUGCCUUCGGGGGAGCUGGGCCGCAAGACGGCCGCCUUCGGCAGCUCUCCACUCAGCCCGGGUCUGCAGCUGCAGCUCAACAGCCUGGGCGCCGCGGCCGCUGCGGCCGCCGCCACCUCGUCACUCAUCAAGGCCGAGCCUAGCAGUCGGCCCUCCUUCAGCAUCGAGAACAUCAUCGGCGUGUCGGCAGCGGCUAGUGGCUCUGCCGGGGGCGGAAGCCCGGCCGGAGGCGGCCCAGGUGGCGGCGGCCCAGGUGGCGGGGGCCCGGGCGGUGGGGGAGCGGGCGCUGGGGCGGGCGGCCCGGGCGCCGGGGCGGGCGGCGGCGUCGCGGCUGCUGCGGCGGCGGCGGCGGCGGCGGCGCAGACUUUCCUGCGGCCGCCAGUGUCCGUGCAGUCUGCGGCUCUCAUGGCCACACACCAGCCGCUCUCGCUGAGCCGGACCACGGCAGCCAUCGCGCCCAUCUUGAGCGUGCCCCUCUCCGGACAGUUCCUGCAGCCCGCGGCUUCGGCGGCCGCCGCGGGACAGGCCAAGUGGCCGGCUCAAUAGUAGCCCCGGCCCCGGCCCUGAGGCCGGAGAACUUGAGCUCCAGCUUCGGCCUCCCCUUGGCCCGUCCCAGG
Messenger RNA from Monodelphis domestica (gray short-tailed opossum), 2251 nucleotides. It is a transcript of the gene FOXD3, whose product is annotated as forkhead box D3. Gene Ontology annotation, molecular function: RNA polymerase II cis-regulatory region sequence-specific DNA binding; DNA-binding transcription factor activity, RNA polymerase II-specific. The record is from RefSeq and is a predicted model, not a curated record. Gene Ontology annotation, biological process: regulation of transcription by RNA polymerase II; cell differentiation; anatomical structure morphogenesis. Lineage: Eukaryota; Metazoa; Chordata; Mammalia; Didelphimorphia; Didelphidae.